AUGGAUAACAUAGAAGAGCAUCCUAGGUUACCCAUAGACCUGAAUGAAAGUGGUGAACCAGAAGGAGAUACACCUAGAGAAGGGAUGUGCUUUGUAUCAGGAGCCUACUUUAGUAGAUUUUUCCAUGAAUAUGCUUACAGGGAAGGGUUCGAGCUUUUUAUAAAAAGCACUGACUUGCUGAAAGAGUUUAAGGACGCUGGAGUUUGUAGAAGUGGAGUAGGGGAAAAAGAGGCGAAGGCAGAUAUGAUGAAACAAACGUUUAAGAGAGCGAUCAUCAAUGAUAACGCGGGAAUUAGCAUAAAUAGGAACUUUAGUGCACAGGUUCUUGAGCGUGGUGGAUUCGAUAAUAUGAACUUCAACAAUCGAGACUUGAGGAAUGCAAUUAAUGUAGAUCGACGUAUGUCAAGGUGUUUGGGAGAUGCAAAGGCACUACAAGAUUACUUGAAAAAGCAACAUGGACUGAAUAAUGACUUUUAUAGUUGUCUUCAAGUUGAUGACGGUGGGACGUUGUUGAAUGCAUUUUGGUCUGAUGCCCGGAGCAGAGAUUCCUAUAAAUAUUUUGGAGAUGUAAUAAAAUUCGACACAACCUUCUCCGUGAACAGGUUCCGUAUGUCCUUUGCACCCUUUAUCGGUAUCAACCAUCACGGAUCAUCUAUAAUAUUUGGGGCUGCCUUAAUUAUGCACGAAGACACAGAAACUUUUGUAUGGAUGUUUGAGCAAUUUCUGAAAUUUUGUUUAUGGCAUCUCCUCCAGAAUGCGGUAAAGAACCUGGGAAGCAAUGCUAAUUGGAAAGAUAUUGAUCGUUUAAUACGUACAACUGUCCAUGAUAUGAUGGAUCAGGAAGAAUUUGAUGAAGCUUGGUGUAUAAUAAUGGACAACUAUGGCCUAAGGGAAGCAGGUUAG
This is a messenger RNA of Spinacia oleracea (spinach), 903 nucleotides long. RefSeq names its product protein FAR1-RELATED SEQUENCE 5-like. The transcript has 4 exons. Bases 1 to 903 code for a protein of 300 amino acids. The record is from RefSeq and is a predicted model, not a curated record. Lineage: Eukaryota; Viridiplantae; Streptophyta; Magnoliopsida; Caryophyllales; Amaranthaceae.